Molecule: messenger RNA, 3738 nt
Organism: Aspergillus ruber CBS 135680
Lineage: Eukaryota; Fungi; Ascomycota; Eurotiomycetes; Eurotiales; Aspergillaceae
Product: GAS2 domain protein
Exons: 1
Coding region: 1-3738 (1245 amino acids)
Molecular function (GO): microtubule binding
Source: RefSeq, a predicted model, not a curated record
AUGGCGUUCAAUUCUCCUAGCCUUGGAAACCCUCCUUUGCCUUUUCGUCCUUCUCAUCCGAGCAAAUCUUCCUCUGACAACUCGUCGCGUGCCUCAAUCCGUCCGGUGCCGGCUUAUGAACUCGAUCCUCUUCUCCGAACCCUCUCCCCUGAAGCCACCCUGCAAGCCCUCUCCUCCACCGAUGCCGUGCCUAACAAUGAGAAAGCCGCUCAUGAUGCGCUCUCCCAAAGCAUUUCGCAAGUCUCCCCGGCAGACCGCGCGCUGGGAAUUCGCGCGGCGAUCGCCGCAAAAAACCUAACCCUGUGGUAUAAGGAAGUCCAAUCGUGGGAAUGGCCAAAACGAGCCGAUGCACAUCAGGGUAAAGCGUUCAUUCCUCCCUCCCCGUCGACUGUCACAGAUUCAGGUGUAGAAUACCUCGGAAGUCUCCCGUCUGCCGUCGUCGAACAACAUGGAGCCCGCAUCGAGGAGAUUCGUGAUGCAAUGGAUAACCUGGGAGUGGAGGAGUUGAAGGAACAUGUCCUCAAUGCCCACAUUCCAUCGCGGUCUCGGCCUUCGUCAUCCGGUAGCACCAUGUCCAUCCCACCUCCCCUCAGUUAUGUACAACUCAGCGACUUCACCGCCGUUAUCACCGCCACUAUCCUACGCGCCCUGCCCACCCUGUCGCGUCUCAACACCUUGCUUUCGACCUGGGAUGUGCGGCUGUUGGUCCUUCGUCAAAUUCCCAGUCUCCUCUUGAGCUUGCGCCUCACCAAAGACACAUUGGACGACGCGUUUCGCGCUCUCAAGUCGCGCGAUACGCCCACCGAACAUGAUCCUCUCUAUUCCCGAUCGAAUUUUCAUGGAAAACAGGCGGAGCUGGGUGCAGCCGUGGCUGCAGCGGGUCGAAGAAUGGAUAACGUUCUAGAUGCCCUUGAAGGACGCGAAGAUUCGUUGCCAGAAAACUGGAUUGAUGAUCUCGAGACUAUCGAGUCAGAGUUCAGCACGUGGGUUGUGGAAGCUGAGAAGCGCUCAGCUGAGAAUGAAUGGUCGCGCGCCAAUGCAGACCAUCCCUGUCAACAAUCCGACGAUGCCCCUCGUGUUUCAGAACCAGUCGUCACCACAUCCGAUUCGGCGCGACGCAACGCACGUUCCUUCCCCAUGGAGACAAUCGCUGAAGAAGAAACCACGUCCGUGGCGCCAUCUGUCAACGAAACUCUAGAUAAGCCGGAGCCUGAAUCGCAAGCAGAUCCUACGUCCAUCCCAAAAAUAACAGAGCGACUUGCGACCCCGAUUGAGCAUGACGCGACGCCUGUUCCUCAGCCUGUUCGUGAAGAACCUACUUCCUCAUUUUCCGAGUUACAAAAGCAAAUAACUCCGUCGCCCGAAAUUGCGCAACCGGAACGACCGCGAACUGCGAUUGAUUCACCACAGCUUUCUCCAAAAUCGCCUCCCGCUCGUGACACACAAUUCGAUAAAUCUAUCCCUCCAUUCUUCCUCGAAGCCCCUCUGCCUCGCGAACUCGAGCAGGCUCCGGACACACGAGCGAACAUUGCUAGUGGUAUAACACAAGAGUCUAUACCAGACAGCCAGACUCUUACUGGAGAGCCUGUUUCGGUCCAGGCCGAGCCUGCCAAUGAUCCGCCCAGCAAGACUGUUCCUGAGCCACUUCCUGUCGCUAUCGAAGAUAAACCCGCGGCUCUGUCAAGUGCUGUGGCCGCUGAUGAUGCUCCAGUUUCUGUUUCUGCCUCCCUCCGGGAACAGCCACCUCCUGCCGUCAAACCCUCACUGGAACCCCUACCGUGCUCGUUGCCCGAAAUGGCAAAGGAAGCCACACUUCAGCCAAACUCAUCUGAAGAAGACGGUCCUUCACCUCCUAAACAGCAUCUGGAAAGCCCGAUCAAACUUGGCCGGCAAGCAGGUGAUAAGAAUGGCAAGACUCGUCAGCGUGUCACAUCGGAUGCUUCCAUGGGUUCUCUCUCCUCUUUUCCGUCUCUCAUGUCAAGCCCAGAUUUCCAAGAACCGCAUGCUGAGUCGUCAAACGCAACCCCUCUGUUCCUCGACACCCCGCCGCACUUCCAGGACGUCUUCGGCCAGCCUGGCGUUGCAUCUUCCAAUAAUGACCAUACCUUGCGAGAAGACAGCCUACGUCGCUUCGAUCAGAAAGUUUCGCCACGACCGCAGCAUAACCGCGCAGUUAGUCUACCGCUUCAGCGAUUCAUCAACGAACGAUUGGAUAUGAACUACGAGAAUGGGGCUGGCAUGGAGGACAGCCCUAGCAUGGGUAGAAGGCCAUCUGUUGCCUCCCAUCCAGAGCAGCAGGAGCCCACGAAUCGUGAUGGUGCUUCGACACCUACCGCUCGUUUCCGACAACUUGCAUACCGCUCGGAGACGCCCCGUGACACGAAGACGAGGCCCACGCCGAUCCGCUCAAAGACUGAUGGUCCAGUCUCUGGGCCUCGGAGUUCCCCUAGGAAGGUACCUCUGAGAACCUCUGCCCAACGAUCGCUUAACGCACAGCCUUCCGCCCGCUUCGCUACUGCUCGUCUUAGCAAGGAGCUCAAUAACAAUGGGAGCCGUGAGAGCCUCACAAGCCGUGGAAGACCAGGGUCGAAGUCCCAGUCAAGAGCGCAGACUCCGGCAGACCUGGCUCCUCGUAAGACCAAUUCUGGAUCGUCCACUCCGUUGUCGAAGAAGAAGGAUUAUCUGGACGAGAAGAUCAGUACCAUUUUAGAUACUCUUCCCGCCCGCAUCCAACUGCUGUCUGAAGCGCAGGAUGACGAUGAUACAUUUUCUGUGACUUCUGCGGCACCGGUACCAACGAGGGGAAGAUACCGGUCAUCAUCCUCGGCAUCGCUCUACGGCGCGCCUGCCCCAUCUUUGACACUCACUCCUGCGCAUACUCGUCGAAGACAAUCUUUUGCACGCGGACCGGAGGAAAGUUCUGUCAAGCUUUACCAUCUGCAUAAGAAUGGAAAGUCAAAGCCUACAAAACUCUUUGUCCGCUCUGUGGGAGAGAGUGGCGAGCGCGUGAUGGUACGAGUUGGAGGUGGAUGGGCAGAUCUCGGCGAAUACCUGAGAGAAUAUGCCAUCCAUCAUGGGCGACGACAUGUUUCUGAAACUCCUCGCGUUGAAGUUCAGGGGCUUAAGUCUCAUGAAUCCACUCCUGGAAACAACAUGCUCACGCCAGCUCCAAGUAACGGCCGGAGAACGCCAUCGCGCCCUAGGUCUGUUAUCAGCAACCGACCUACCUCAUCGCUGGCUGUCCGCAAAACCCGGCGGGCGUCCAACGUGUCCGAUGCGACGGAUUUCCGAGCUGCCAGCUUUGGCGAACCCACUAAUCCGUCACACUCACCAAUGUCUACUCGACGACACUCUGUGUCUUCGAACAAUUCAGUUGGCACGAUCUCCUUUGCAAGUGAGGCCCACUAUGGCUCGUCCGCCCACUCACCCGCAACCACCAUCGCCGCUGGCAGCUCCCGUUCAACUCCACUGGGUCUUGCUGGACCCAAGCCACGAUCCCGUCAGAAAUCAAUGAGCCCGGAGAGUGAAGCAUGGGUCGAAGAUGUUCUGGGCCAAGCGCGACGGAGCUCUUUGAGGCCUAAGGGCAUGCCCCCUACAGACAGGGAGACAACACCCGAUGUGCCGCCUGUCCCAGCUUUGCCAAAGGUUCGCAGUGUUAGCGACAUGGGCUCUGCUGGUAACAGCAGACGAGUCAUGCUCCGGGGACUUGACAGUCGUCGGAAUUCUAGACAGGGAUAA